Molecule: messenger RNA, 2946 nt
Organism: Trypanosoma conorhini
Lineage: Eukaryota; Euglenozoa; Kinetoplastea; Trypanosomatida; Trypanosomatidae
Product: coatomer beta subunit
Exons: 1
Coding region: 1-2946 (981 amino acids)
Biological process (GO): endoplasmic reticulum to Golgi vesicle-mediated transport; intra-Golgi vesicle-mediated transport; intracellular protein transport
Cellular component (GO): COPI vesicle coat; cytoplasm
Molecular function (GO): structural molecule activity
Source: RefSeq, a predicted model, not a curated record
AUGAGCGUGGGCUCCCACCAGGAGGCGGCGUGCACGCUGCUGGUGGGCUGCGAUGGCGGCGGCGUGAAUUCGAAGGAGCUGAAGGCGGCGCUGGAAAAGGGGGACAUGGCGGCCCGCGCGGAGGCGCUGGAGGCGAUGAUUAGGCUCCACCUGAACGGCGAGCCGCAGAACCACAUGAUCAUGUCCGUCAUAAAGUACAUCACGCCGCUGGAGGACCACCUGGUCAAGAAGCUGGUGCUUUACUUCUGGGAGGUCGUGGAGAAGACGGACAAGACUGGGCGGCUGCUGAGCGAGAUGAUUCUGAUCUGCUCCUUCCUCCGCGAGGAUCUGCUGCACCCGAACGAGUACGUGCGGGGUCUCACCCUGCGGUUUCUCUGCAAGGUGAAGGAGAAGGAGCUGAUUGAGCCGCUCAUCUCGUCGGUGGUGCAGAACCUGACGCACCGCGUGACGUAUGUGCGCCGCAGCGCCGUCCUGGCGGUGCACGCCAUCUGCAAGCGGUUUCCGGACCUCCUCCCCGACGCGCCGGAGUUGGUUGAGAAAUUCAUUGGUGACGAGAAUGACGUCUCGGCGCGGCGAAACGCGUUUGACAUGCUGGUCGAGUGCGCCCCCGAGCGGGCUGUGCGGUUCCUAACGGCCUUUCGUGAGUCGGCAAACAUGGCGGAUGCGGGUGCGGCGUUUCAGAUGUCGGUGGUGGACUUUGCGCGGAAGAUGAUACGCGCGAAUCCCUACGACAAGGCGAAAUAUGUGGCCGUCCUCUUCAGCGUGUUGCAGUCGAAGGAUCCGGCGGUGCGCUACCAGUGCGCCGCCACGCUGCUGAGCCUUUCUUCCUCCCCUACCGCGAUUCGGCAGGCCGCCUUGACGUUCAUUGACCUGCUGAAGACGCACUCGGACAACAGUGUGCGGCUUAUCGUGGUGGAUCAGCUGGACGGCAUGCGGGCGAGAUUUGGCGAGAUUCUGCAGGACUCCCUCAUGGACGUGAUGAGUGUGCUGGCAAACAGCACCACUGAGAUCUCCAAGAAGGUGGUGGCGCUGGCGGUGGAGCUUGUCUCCAGCAAGAACGUUGAGGUCUUUCUGCAGGCCAUAAAAAAGGAGCUGCUGAGGUCGCAGAGCGAGGGAGACGUCUUGGAUCAGUCCUCGAUGCAGGAGUAUAAACAGCUGCUGCUUCGCGCCAUUCGCACUUCCGUCCUUCGCCAGCCACACAUGGCCGCCGCCGUGCUGCCCAUGAUGAUGGAUUACAUAUGUGACCCCUCCAAUGGCAGCUGCGAGGUCAUUUUGUUCAUACGGGAGGUUCUGCAGGUGCAGCCCGCGCUGCGGGCCGGGGCCCUGAAGCAGCUGCUUGAGGUCUUCCCCCUCAUCACCUCCCCGCGGGUGCUGCGGACGGUUCUCUGGCUCUUUGGCGCACACGUCUCCUCGGCGGCGGAGGUGCUGGCGGUGCUCACGCUGCUGGUCACAGCGCUGAAGCCGCUGCCUCUCACCCCUCCGCCUCAACCGGCCGCCGCCGCCGCCGCCGCCGCCAACGGAGACGCGGCCGCGGCCGCGGCACGAUCCCCCGUCAUGCGGGCCGUGACGACGGUGAGGGAGGACGGCACAUACGUCACGUCCUACACAGCCGUCCCGGCAGGCGUGAUCGCGGCGGAUGCGGCUGAGGACGCCGGCGAGGCGCCCACCGGCCUACGCGGCCUCAUCACGAAGGGAGAUUACUUUGUUGCCUCCGCGCUUGCCAGCACCCUGGCCAAGCUCGUUAUUCGCAUGUUCACGGACCACGGCAGCACCGUGGACGUGGCGGUGAAGGGCAAGGCGCAGGACGAUGCGCUGCUGCUGCUGCACGAGGUGAUCCGCUACGGCACCGCCCCCGACGCGGCGUACGCGGUGGACGAGGAUUCCCACGAGCAUAUUCGUUUGUGCAUCAUUGCCAUUGCGAACCCGCAGUCGCCGUUUCUGCAGUCUUUUGUGGAGGACUCCAACAGGGCGCUGAACGCGGUGGAGAGCAGCGUAGUCGGCACCGUCGUCGGGGAGGCGCUUCCCGGCGACGCAGCCAGGGCGAAGGGGUUGACGGCGCUCUGCAGCAUCGACACCCCAGUCAUCUUUACGCAGUUGGCUCAAGGGAAGGACGCCUUUCUGGAGCUGGAGGCCACGGAUGACUUGGGUUCCGCCGUCGCGAACGCCUCCAUUGAAAAGACGGAGGAGUUCCUCAAGCGCCUGGAGAAGACCCUGCCCCUAUCCGGCUUCUGCGACCCGGUGUACUGCGAGGCAAGUGUGACGGUGCACCAGUUCGACGUCUCUGUCGACUGGUACCUUGUGAACCGCACUCCGCAUCUGCUGCGGGACCUAACCAUUGAACUGGCCUCGCUGGGCGGCAUGAAGUUGUGCGAGCGGCCGCAGGUGCACACGCUGGCCCCCCACGCCUCCCUCAAGCUCCGCACGGCGCUCAAGGUGAACUCCACGGAGACGGGCGUCAUCUACGCCAGUGUCCUCUACGACGCCCCCAACGGCGAACGCGCCUGCGUCACGCUGAACGACGUCCACGUGGACAUCAUGGACUACAUUAAACCCGCCUCGUGCCUGGCGACGGACUUCCGCGAGAAGUGGAGCACGUUUGACUGGGAGAACACCAUCGUCGUGAACACGGCGAGGACGGAGCUUCGCGACUACGUGGAGUUUGUGAUGAAGGAGACAAACAUGCAGCUGCUGGAGCCGUACCAGGAAGUGGAAGAGGAGGAACUGCAGGGUCUCUCGCCUGCGGACGAGAAUGACGGCUACGGCUACGUCUCGUGUAGUCUCUACGCCCGCACCGUCUUUGGCGAGGACGCGCUGGCGAACGUGUCGAUCGAGCGGGACGCGCAGGGCAAGAUCAGUGGUGUGGUGCGCAUUCGCUCCAACACGCAGUCCAUUGCGUACGGCAUAGGGGAGAAGCUCAGCCUACUCGAGAAGGGAAUAAGUAAGUAG